AUGAAGCAUGUAAGGCAUUUCACCCCCUCCUUAUUUCUCAGUUUGGUGCAUGUUUGCCUGGUUCAGGCAAAUUAUGCCCCCUAUUUCUUUGAUAAUGGAGCCAGAAGCACAAAUGGGAACAUGGCACUUCUCAGCCUUUCGGAGGACACACCUGUUGGCACCCAUGUGUACACUCUGAAUGGAACUGACCCAGAAGGAGAUCCUGUGACAUAUGGCCUGACCUAUGAAGCUGGAUCAAGGCGUUACUUUGCUGUUGACAAGAAUCUUGGAAAUGUUACUUUGAUUGAAGAGCUUGACAGAGAGAAGGAAGAUGAGAUUGAAGUUAUUGUCAGUAUUUCAGAUGGCCUGAGUACAGUUUCUGAAAAAGUCAGGAUCCUUGUAAUGGAUGCCAAUGACGAGAGCCCAGAGUUCAUCAAUACACCUUACAUAGUCCAAGUUCCAGAGAACACUCCCUCCAGCAGCAGCAUCUUUAAGAUUGAGGCAAUAGACAAAGACACAGGUUCUGGAGGAAGCAUCACCUACUUCUUGCAGAACAUCCAUGCUAACAAGUUCACGAUAGACCGUCACAGCGGCGUCCUGCGCAUCAAACCUGGGGUCACCCUGGACUAUGAGAAAUCAAGAACACACUUUGUGGUGGUUGUAGCCAAGGAUGGUGGUGGGAAGCUCAGGGGAGACAACAAAGUCUUUUCAGCCACAACAACAGUUACUAUCAACGUGGAGGAUGUUCAGGACACCCCCCCUAUGUUCAUUGGGACCCCCUACUAUGGAUAUGUCUAUGAGGACACGCUUGCAGGCUCUGAGGUCCUCACUGUUGUUGCUCUUGAUGGAGACAGAGGAAAGCCUAACAGUAUUCAUUACUGCAUCGUGAAUGGAAGUGAAGGUUCAUUUGAAAUCAGCAACACAACUGGAGCCAUUUCUGUGAUAAAAAGCCCAAAUCAGCUCAAGAAAGAAGUGUAUGAACUAAAAGUUAAGGCAUCAGAAGUCAGUCAGGAAGGUGACAUCUCCGAGCACACCUUUGCCAUGGUGACCAUACGGGUGGUGGACCUCAACAACCACCCACCAACCUUCUAUGGAGAAAAUGGGCCCCAGAACAGGUUUGAGCUGACCAUGUACGAGCAUCCCCCAGAGGGUGAAAUCUUACGGGGACUGAAGAUCACAGUCAAUGACUCAGAUCAGGGAGCCAAUGCUAAAUUCAACCUCCGGCUUGUUGGACCUGGUGGCAUCUUCCGAGUGGUUCCUCAAACUGUCCUGAAUGAGGCUCAGGUUACAAUAAUAGUGGAAAAUUCUGCUGCCAUUGACUAUGAAAGCUUCAAGGUGUUAACCUUCAAGCUUCUCGCAAUAGAGGUGAACACACCGGAGAAAUUCAGCUCGACGGCCGACGUGGUGAUUCACUUGCUGGACACCAAUGACAAUGUCCCCAAGUUCUCCUCUGACUACUACAUUGCCAGGAUCCCUGAGAACUCCCCAGGGGGCUCCAAUGUAGUUGCUGUUACAGCUACAGAUCCAGAUUCAGGGCUUUGGGGAGAAAUCAAGUACUCUAUCUAUGGAACAGGAGCAGAUCUGUUCCUAAUCCACCCAUCAACAGGUAUAAUUUACACCCAGCCCUGGGCUGUGCUAGAUGCUGAAGUGAACUCGAAGUAUAAUUUCUAUGUGAAAGCAGAGGACACAGAUGGGAAAUACAGCUUGGCUGAAGUGUUUAUCACCGUGCUAGAUGUCAAUGACCACUCUCCAGAGUUCAAUGAAAACAUCCAGGAGAAGACAAUGAUCAUUGGGUCACCAGUGAAGAUAGAGGCCAUAGACCAAGAUGCAGAAGAACCCAACAACAUUGUGGAUUAUUCCAUCAUGCAAGCAGAUCCAGCCAAUGUGUUUGAUAUAGACCAAAGCACCGGGGAGAUCAAGCUGAAGUCCUAUAUCCGAUCUCUGGACAUCAUCCACAACAUCACAAACAAUAAAGACUGCAUAUGGUCAUUGGUGGUCCAGGCCAAAGACAGAGGCUCCCCAUCCUUCAGUACCACAGCAGUUCUGAAGAUUGAUAUCACAGAAGAGACUCUUCACAAAGGGCCUAUGGCCGCCUUUUUGAUGCAAACUAAAGAUAACCCCAUGAAAGCCUUAGGAGUGCUAGCUGGUGUCAUGGGCAUAAUGGUGCUGAUAACUAUCAUGAUCUCUACUGCCAUGUUCUGGCGCAACAAGCGGUCCAACAAAGUCAUGCCGGUGAGGAGGAUCAUAAAAAAGAGACAGGCGCCGCCAUCCCGGACGGUCAGGAUGGAGUGGCUGAAGUUCAAGAGGCCCAGCAACGCUGCAGAGAAGUUUGUGGUUGAGGAGGACGUGAAGAGCCUGCACAAUGAGAACAGCAACAAUAACGUGCAGGUUGUCCCUGUGCCGCCGGCAGCCCCCGUGCCCCCGCCACCCCCUGCCCUGGCUCCCCGAGGCGAUGGCCCAGGGUGGCGGGUGCCAACCGUGUCCGGCUCCCUCACUCCCAAGCACAUCAUCAAGCCACCGAAGAAGAAAGGUCACAGCAGCACCCACAACGCCCUUGUGUCAGAGCUCAAAAUGAGGUUUGAGAAGAGGAACGCAGCUUUCGGGGAGCCCCACAUCUAG
Melospiza georgiana is the source of this 2598-nucleotide messenger RNA. It is a transcript of the gene CDHR1, whose product is annotated as cadherin related family member 1. Gene Ontology annotation, biological process: homophilic cell-cell adhesion. The record is from RefSeq and is a predicted model, not a curated record. The transcript has 17 exons. The coding region runs from base 1 to 2598 and encodes 865 amino acids. Gene Ontology annotation, cellular component: plasma membrane; catenin complex. Lineage: Eukaryota; Metazoa; Chordata; Aves; Passeriformes; Passerellidae. Gene Ontology annotation, molecular function: cadherin binding; calcium ion binding.